Molecule: messenger RNA, 1205 nt
Organism: Westerdykella ornata
Lineage: Eukaryota; Fungi; Ascomycota; Dothideomycetes; Pleosporales; Sporormiaceae
Exons: 1
Coding region: 41-1069 (342 amino acids)
Molecular function (GO): carboxylic ester hydrolase activity
Source: RefSeq, a predicted model, not a curated record
AAAGGACGUUGGGAUAGCAAGCACAUCUCGUGGUGGGCGUAUGUACUUUUUGUUUCACUGCCUCCUGACAUUCCGUCGUUUUAAGCACCAACUGAAGUCGAGGCCAAACCCAUCCCUCACUGACCGUUACAGAGCUCCUGGCCUCAAAUUCGGCUUCACUGGCCAGGAUGUCGCCAUAACCUUUGGCGAACACACCUCUCCAGGUGUUCUCAUAGCCUUCCGAGUUGGAGGUCGUGAUUGGCAAUUCACCAACGUAACCGCCUCGUCAACUCACCACCUUGUCUCGCCAAACACACCGGGCCUCAAUGCCACCCUUCCAAAUCAACUACCCCUGACCUUCGAGCUCCGCGUCACAAACUGGGCUUAUGGAGUCCAAAUCUCUGCCGUGCACCUCUCCUCCACCAGUAAACUGAUCAAAAUCCCCAACUAUUCACGGACCAUCGAAUUCAUCGGCGACUCGCUCACCUCCGGCAUGUACGCCACCUACGAAGCAUUUAGCGGCUUUGGCUAUAACAUUGGCGCCGGCUUCGGCAAUGUCGAGUUCAGCAUCACUGCAUACCCUGGCAUCUGUCUGCACGACGCCAAUUGCUGGGGCAAUCCGCGAGGCCAAACGUACCAGUGGUUCCGCACGAGCGAUACCUCAUGGCGGGCUUCGCAGCUCUACGGCGACAAGCCGGAGAGGUGGGACUUCGCUGCUCAUCCAGCAGCUGAUAUCGUGGUGAUCAAUCUGGGGACUAACGAUAACAACACGGCAAACAAUGUCUCCAGCGAACAGUAUCUCUCCUCGUACAUGGAAUUCGUUCCCAAGAUCCACGAGGUAUGGCCUAAGGCGCAGAUUAUCCUCAUGUCCCUCUGGAACGGAUUCUACCAACAAGGGAAUACGUACAAGCAGGCUGGAGCGUGGCAGGAUGAGAUCUAUGCGGUGUAUAAGAAGUACGAGAGUGAGGGAUAUGUGCAUUAUUUCAAUAGUACGGGGAUCCUGCAGCACAAUGAUAUUGCGCCACAGUGGCAUCCAACGGAUGUGGGUCAUAUUAAGGUAUGUGGGCGUUGCUGGCAUGGAGAAGUGUAAGUGGAGAGGUUGAGGCUGACAAUAUCGACAGAUUGCGAGCCAUGUUAUGCAGUAUAUUCGCUUGAAGUUUGGAUGGGAGUUCGGUGCCGCCGGACCGGAGGUGCAGCACGAGACGUUGUACUGGAAUGACGAGUCU